Diabrotica virgifera virgifera (western corn rootworm) is the source of this 1245-nucleotide messenger RNA. Its product is annotated as neuroguidin. Gene Ontology annotation, cellular component: small-subunit processome; nucleolus. The record is from RefSeq and is a predicted model, not a curated record. Bases 272 to 1159 code for a protein of 295 amino acids. Gene Ontology annotation, biological process: maturation of SSU-rRNA from tricistronic rRNA transcript (SSU-rRNA, 5.8S rRNA, LSU-rRNA). The transcript is spliced from 4 exons. NCBI's taxonomy places the organism in Eukaryota, Metazoa, Arthropoda, Insecta, Coleoptera, Chrysomelidae.
CUGGCAAAUGCACUAGUAUGCACGCCAAAAGUGAAGAAAGAAGAAGAAGCCGCAGCUGUGAUGUGUCACCGUCACACCACAGAAUAAAUAACCAUAUUCUGUGGUCACACCAUAGAUCAUAGUUAGUUAUAGAUAAAAGUUUUACAUUGUUUUACAUGUUUGUGAGGUGAGUUUGUGUUUGUGUGGUGGUCAUAGAGAAAUAACAACGUGGUGGUAAACUAUUUCAACUUUUCUUUUGAUAUGAGGUUUUAACAUAAAGGAUUGUUAAAAAAUGGUGCAGACUUCAGGUGUGAAUAUGAAAUACCGAGAUUUACCUCAAGUUUUAAUACUCUUAAAUGAAAUGAAUGUUAGUGCUCAACAUGUAGCUGCUUUAGUAGACAGUAUGAUUCAAAAAGUAAGAAAAGGAGAAUUAACAACAGAUCAGGGUCUAAGUUUCUUAGAAAUGAAAUAUAACAUGUUGUUAACAUAUCUCAUCAAUCUAACUUAUGUAGUACUUAGAAAGUGUUGUGGAGAAAAAAUAGAAGGAGAUCCAUGUAUAGAUAGAUUAAUAGAAAUAAGAACCGUUUUAGAAAAAAUUAAACCUAUUGACCAGAGACUUAAAUAUCAAAUUGACAAAUUGGUAAAAACUGCCACUACAGGAAAAACUGCUGACGAUCCGACACACUAUAAGGCAAACCCUGACAAUUUGCUUGGAAAUUCUGACGAUUCUGAAAGUGUUGUUAGUGAAGUUGAAAAGGAAAGUAGAGACAGAAAAAGUGUUUAUGUUCCUCCAAAGUUAACUGCCUUAUAUUACACAGGUGAUGAAACUUCUCAACAAAGAGCAAAGACUCUUCAAGAGAGAUCAAAAAAAAAUGUUAUUUCCAGUGCUAUUAUGCAAGACCUUCGUGAAGAAUACCUUGAUACACCCUUAGAAGUUUCUCAGAGUAGUAGAGCUCAGCAAGUACUUUCAAAACAACAACAAGAGCGACAAGAGUACGAAGAGAAAUAUAUGACACGCUUAUCAGUGAGUAAAUCGGAGAAACAUAAAAAACAUCAGUUGACAACACUUGGAACAUUAGGAGAUGAAAUUACAAAUUUUGGACGGUCACAGAGAAACAAAAGAAAAAAGAAGUUUUCUAGUAAUAAAAAAGGCAACUUAAAGAAGAGACGUUUUCUUUAAAUAUGUAUUUAUGUUUCUCUUUUAUUAAAAACAUAUUGAUAUGGUAGUUACUGGAAUAAAAAAUAUGGAUCUUUUAAAAAAAAUAA